This is a messenger RNA of Colletotrichum tamarilloi, 1392 nucleotides long. Its product is annotated as aminotransferase. The record is from RefSeq and is a predicted model, not a curated record. Bases 1 to 1392 code for a protein of 463 amino acids. Gene Ontology annotation, molecular function: pyridoxal phosphate binding; transaminase activity. Gene Ontology annotation, cellular component: cytosol. The transcript is spliced from 3 exons. Lineage: Eukaryota; Fungi; Ascomycota; Sordariomycetes; Glomerellales; Glomerellaceae.
AUGGCCGUCCCCAAAGUUGCACCAGCUGAGAGAACGCCAGUCAUCGACCAGUCCAAGACCAGCAUUUUGCAUCCCAACAUCCACAGAAAGCCGCCGCCGAUUGUAGCCUCUGGCAAAGGGUCGUACUUGAUACUCGAAGAUGGCCGCCGCAUCUUUGAGGCGUGUGCAGGCCCUGCCGUCGCCUGUCUCGGCCAUGGGAACACUGAGGUUACUCAGGCUGUUGUCGAGCAGAUGCAGAGCGUGUCCUACUGCUUUGCCUUGAAUCAGUCCAACCGGCCGGCCGAAGAACUCGCCAAGGCGGUGAUUGAGACUACGAAUGGAAAGCUUGCAAAAGGAACCAUCAUGAGCUCUGGCUCGGAGGCUGUCGAGGCAGCAAUGAAACUCGCAGUAAAGUACUUUGCGGAACUUGGCGUACCCAAUAGGGCGGGCUUCAUAGCCCGAGCGGGUGCCUUUCACGGAACCACUCUGGGCUCACUUGCGUUGAGCGGCAAAGUCGCGUUCCGUAAACCGUUUGAGCCGCUCCUCAAGAGCGACAUGGUAUCCUUUGUCUCGAUGCCCAACAUGUAUCGCGGCAUGCUCGAUGGCGAGACUACGGAGGAGUACGUCGAGAGACUGGCGUGUGAGCUCGACGCCGAAUUCGAGCUUCGCGGACCCAACAAUGUCUGUGCCUUUAUUGCAGAAACGGUCAGCGGAAGUGCACUGGGCUGCCACACUGCGCCUCCGGGAUACUUCAAGGCUAUCAAAGCGGUAUGCGACAAGCAUUCGGCACUGCUAAUCCUUGACGAAGUUUUCUGCGGCAUCGGCCGCACGGGGACCUACCAUGCCUGGCAACAGGAAGAUGUGAUCCCCGACAUCCAGACAGUAGCAAAGGGCGUCGCUGGCGGGUACGCACCCGUCGCAAUGAUGCUCGUUCAUCAGAGGGUGGUCGAUGCCAUCGACGGAGGAUCCGGCGUCUGGAACCACGGGCACACUUUUAGCUCGCACCCCGUGGCAUGCGCAGCGGGUGUUGCCGUUCAACGUAUCAUCAAGAGGGAAGGUCUCGUGGAAAACUCGAUGCGCAUGGGAGAGCGUCUGGGAGCGGCUCUGCGCGCUGCUCUGAGCGGUCAUCCCAAUGUUGGGGACAUUCGAGGCCGGGGGCUGAUGUGGGCGGUCGAGUUCGUCAAGGAUAAGGCCACGAAGCAGCCUUUCCCUGCAGAGGAUGCCAUAUCUGCUAGGAUAAGUCAGACUGGUCUCUCUGAGCCAUGGAACGUUUAUUUCUAUCCAGGAGCUGGAACUGCCGAUGGUAUUUCUGGAGACCACAUUACAAUUGCUCCUGCAUAUACUGUCAGCGAGAAAGAGGUGGAUCUGAUUGUUGCCAAGCUCCAUGGACUUUUGCUUGAUGUUCUCGGCUGA